Messenger RNA from Necator americanus (New World hookworm), 894 nucleotides. RefSeq lists its product as uncharacterized. Lineage: Eukaryota; Metazoa; Nematoda; Chromadorea; Rhabditida; Ancylostomatidae. The transcript is spliced from 3 exons. Bases 1 to 894 code for a protein of 297 amino acids. The record is from RefSeq and is a predicted model, not a curated record. Gene Ontology annotation, molecular function: aspartic-type endopeptidase activity. Gene Ontology annotation, biological process: proteolysis.
AUGUAUCAAUGCGGUGCCGAACGGUCACGGACCAAAGCAUUCGCCGCAAGAUACUUAAGGAGCAGAAUCGCUGAUGGAAAUGUUCCUUCCUUAAUCAUAGCAGCUUUGACAGAGCAACUCAGCCAAAACAACAACUCGAAACCCAAAUUUGCUCGUGUUGGCCAAAACCAGCAAAAGCAAUACAGCUGGCAAAAUAGAGAAGAAAACAAUCGAAAUAUUCCACAAAGCUUCAAACCACUAAACACCCAGAUGUCUGUGGAACCCCCACAGAUCAAGGAAAACUCCAUUCAGCACAGUCAAACUAGCAAACAACUGAUAUUGAUGACUGUUGAAGGCAAUAUUUGGAACGCCAGAAAACAUGCCUACGAAAAAGCGCUAUUUUUUUUCGAUUCUGGCGCACAAAAAACAGUAAUCGAGGAAAAUCUUGCAGGACAACUCGGUCUACCCAAGAAUACGACCGAAAUCUGCACCAUUUCCGGAAAUGGCGGGCAUAUCGAGUGCUUCGAAAGUCAUAAGGUUCCGGUAAAACUAGGAACUGUUUUCGGAGGAGAAAUUUGCAUGACCAUACAGACCAAACCAGUCAUAACAAACGGAUUCCCUUCAGUGAAAUUGAACACAGAAGAUAUUGAGUUCUUGAAAACAAACACUAUCUGUCUAGCAAAUUCAAAGCUUCGUGGUGAACAUCAAAAUCCACACAUUCUCGUUGGACUGGACUACUACCACGAUUUAGUUACGGAUCCAGCAAACGGAAUCCGAACACUAUCUGGUUUUCAUAUAACAAAAACGGGUUUUGGACCCACAAUUUAUGGUCGAGGAAUCAGCAAAAAAAUGUUUGAGUUGGACGGCCUUGGUAUCAUGCCGGAAGAAACCCAGGGAGACGAAAAAGUUCAAUGA